GUGAUAGUAAGCUUACAAUUGCUCCGCCACAGUUUUUAAACGCCGGCACGAGUCUCCGUUGUUUCGGGGUUCCGGGGAUGUUUCCGAGUGUGAGACUUAGGGUUUCGACGAGGUGCGAGAAAGAAAAUGCACCUAACGGUGGGAUUGAAGAUGAGGCGGAGCGAUUUGCGAGGCGAGAGAGCACGAUGCCUGAUAGAUUCAGAUAUUUGACCAAAGAAGCUCCGGAUAGCCCAAUUAUCUGGCCUUGGUUUGUUGCGCUCGGGUUUCUCGUUUAUGCGUGGAGAGCAGUCUUGUUUGAACUAUCCAACUGGAGAAAGGCGGCUUUCGCUAUCCUUGGGUUUGUGGGAGACCUUUCGAAGUUUGCAUUGGCCCUUGUCUUCCACUUUAUAGGCGAUCCCAUCACUUUUCUCAUUAGCCUUGUAGAGACUGCAAUGUACAGUGUCAGGGCGUUCUAUUCCGGGAUUGUGGCUUAUACCCCGGUGAGAGAGUUAACCACGGUGAUCCUCCUUGCAUCGUCAGUGCUUGCUAUAGGAGAAGCAGUUGAACCAAACUCGAUCAGCAAGCAGCCGUAUGUGGUAACUAUUGCGGGUCUCGUGGGGUAUGCAGCGGUGCAGAGUUACAUUUCAGAGCCGUUCUUCUGGACUGUCUUGUUGGGUUUGUAUGGGUAUUCGCGGUUGAUAAAGAAGAGAGAUGAUGUGACCUCUGCUCUUCCUUCUGCAGCUGUUUUGGCAGGAGUAGGGGAGCCAUGGGUGAGAGUGGUGGCUAUCACAGGGUAUCUGGCUCUAGCCAUGUAUCACAAUUCAACUAAGACCUCCUCAGAAGAAGAGAGUCAGAGCUUAAGGAGGGCACCACCAAUGCCGUUGUUGGCUGCAGCAUUAGCCAUUGGCGUCCGACUUGCUGCAAAAUGGGCUGGAUACAGACACUUGACUUGGAUGAUUGUUUGAUUCUCUGGUGAAACAAAGAACUUUAGAGACCAACAAAACUAGUUUGUGUUGUACUUGUACCUUUUCCCCAAUGUUUGAAGAGAAUUUUUGAUAAUACAAGAAAAAGAUUAGU
Molecule: messenger RNA, 1056 nt
Organism: Arabidopsis arenosa
Lineage: Eukaryota; Viridiplantae; Streptophyta; Magnoliopsida; Brassicales; Brassicaceae
Source: the annotation of a GenBank genome assembly